AUGUGUCUAAAAAUUAUUAUUAAUUCAACAUUUUAUUGGAUUUAUUAUAAAAAAUAUUCUUUCUCAUUGAUUAUUUUUCUAAGCUGCUUAACAAUAUUUCAAUAUCGAACGGAUGUUUUUCUUACAAAUAAAAAAGUCGAUUACGAAUUAUCUCAAGCAAUCAAAAUCAAUUUAAAUUUAUCAACUAGUACAAUAGAUAAUUCAACUUAUUUUAAAAAAUGUCCAAAAGAUAUAUCUUUGUUUAAUCAUAUUCCAGUUCGUUCAAAUGAAUUAAUAAAUAUGAUAUCACUUGUACUACAAUCUCAAUCAUUAAUGUAUUGUCCUGUACCGAAAGUAGCAACAAAAACUCUUCUUAAUGUUAUACUUUAUAUUCAUGUACGUGAUUUAAUUAAUAAUCUGAAUAAUAAUUGGACAAAUAUUGAUAACGCUAAAGCAAAAAUAGAAAAAAUGAUAAAUAUUAAUAAAUUUAUUGGAGAACUUCGAUCUCAUGGAGUUAUAAUUCCUAAACAAGAAAAACCAAAAUCUUUAUCGGAAUUUCUUUAUAUGUAUUUAAAUAUUCUUCAAUUUGGUCAAAUUAAUAAAAAUUUUCCAUCACGAUUAAUUAAUCCUUGGAGACUUAGUUUUACAUUUUCAUUUCCAUAUUUUCGUCUUCAGAAUCUUUCGAGUUUAUCUCAAAUUUUUACUUCAUCAUUUACUCGUACAAUAUUUGUUCGUCAUCCAUUUGAACGUUUAGCAUCAGCUUAUAAAGAACGAAUAGCAACACUUAGUAAAGAUCGCAUUGAACCUGAACCUGAAUAUGAUGCAAUACGUAUGCAAAUUUGUUAUAGACGUGUUCUUUCAAAAAAAAAUCAUCCAACAAGUCCUUCAAAAGAGUCGUGUAGGAAUAUAAUUCCAUCAUUUGAAGAUUUUGUUCGUUAUAUACUUACUGAAACUGAUCGACCAAAUGGAAUUGCUCGAAUGAAUUAUCAUUGGCAACCAUAUUCAACAAUUUGUCAAGUUUGUAAAUUUCAAUAUAAUUUUGUUGGAAAAUAUGAAUCGUUCAAUGAAGAUUUUCCACAAUUUCUUAAGCAUUUUAAUAUAACAAAUUGGAAUAUUGAAAAAAGAAAUGGACCAUCUGGUCUUCAGAAAUGGGAUUAUCAAAAAUAUUAUACAACUUUAUCAGAUGAUUUAAUUUGUCAACUUAUUCGUUUAUAUAAUGAUGAUUUUCGAUUAUUUAAAUAUAAAGUUCAUGAUUAUAUUGUUAAUCGAACAAGUUUAUUUCAAAAUUGUUAUUUUUUAAAAACAUCUUGA
Molecule: messenger RNA, 1290 nt
Organism: Adineta steineri
Lineage: Eukaryota; Metazoa; Rotifera; Eurotatoria; Adinetida; Adinetidae
Source: the annotation of a GenBank genome assembly